GUUGUAAGAGCCGCGCAAAGUGCGAGCAGUAGCAACAAAAGGUAGCAGAUUACAGAUAGCCUCUGUAAACGGACUGUGGUGACACAAUGGUGUAGUAAUGCUGUCCUGUGUAUGGCUGUGAGACAGACGCGGUGUGUGUGUGGUCGAUAGGCGGUGGCAAACACAAGCGGGAGGCUGAAUCUUUGCGGAAGUCGGCGAAACUCGAGUCAUAUGACCAGGCAGCCGGAGAAAAUGCUACCUAGAUAUGGAUAAAAAUCAACCGACACGGUGACUAACAUCCACAACGACACGAUGGAGGAGAUUAAAGUGUCUCCUGACUAUAACUGGUUCAGAAGCACAGUGCCGCUGAAAAGAAUUAUUGUUGAUGACGACGACAGCAAAGUGUGGUCGUUGUAUGAUGCAGGCCCGAAGAGCAUCAGGUGUCCCAUCAUCUUCCUUCCUCCAGUCAGUGGAACCGCAGAGGUUUUCUUCCAGCAGGUGCUGGCUCUGACUGGCUGGGGCUAUAGAGUCAUCUCGCUGCAGUAUCCGGUGUACUGGGAUCUCAUGGAGUUCUGCGACGGCUUCAGGAAGCUUCUCGAUCACUUGCAGCUGGAUAAAGUUCAUCUUUUCGGCGCAUCCUUGGGCGGAUUCUUGGCCCAGAAGUUUGCAGAAUACACACACAAGUCCCCCAGGGUGCACUCGCUGAUACUGUGUAAUUCAUUCAGCGACACGUCCAUCUUUAACCAGACGUGGACGGCAAACAGUUUUUGGUUGAUGCCAGCUUUCAUGUUGAAGAAGAUCGUUCUGGGGAACUUUGCUAAAGGACCUGUGGACCCUAAAAUGGCCGACGCAAUUGACUUCAUGGUUGAUAGGUUGGAGACUCUAAACCAAAGUGAGCUAGCCUCCCGGCUAACGCUGAACUGUCAGAACUCUUAUGUGGAACCCCACAAAAUAAAAGAGGUUGCUGUGACCAUUAUAGACGUGUUUGAUCAGAGUGCGCUCUCACUGGAGGCCAAGGAGGAGAUGUAUAAACUGUAUCCAAACGCCAGACGAGCUCAUCUGAAAACAGGUGGAAACUUUCCUUACCUGUGCCGGAGUGCAGAAGUCAACCUUUACAUACAAAUUCAUUUGCGUCAGUUUCACGGGACACGCUACGCUGCCAUCAACCCUGCUAUGGUGAGCGCUGAAGAGCUGGAGGUCCAGGAGAGCCACCUGAGCAAAAACCACGACUCUGAUGACGAACAGUGAAGACGGCGUCCCCGUCCCCCCGUCCCCCCCAACAGUCUAGAGCAGCAGAACUGUGACCCUUCUCUCUGACUCUUUUGAACCAUUUCCCCACAGUCUCUCUCACUCAUCUCCUGAGCUCAUUUCAAAGGACGUUCUCCAGAUCAACACUGUGGCAGGUUUUUCUAUGGAGCGCAAUAGUCAAUCAGCUAGUCAAAUGAGUAUAUUUUUAUUUUACAGAUGAAGCAAUAUUUUGAUAAUUACUUGUACAUAAAUGGUACUUGGCCGCUUUGCUUUAAAAAACAUAUGACACCUUGCCUUAUGUGGAAUGAAUUUGAUAAUUGUUGCACUCAUAAUAUUGCCUGAAUUGUUUGCCUAAAGUGUUCAUUUAUAUGUAUUAAUAUAUAUUCUGGUUAACACUACCAGCAGUGAACUGGUUUACUGUUAACACAAAGUCAAAAGAUUAACACACUGGUUACGGAUAAACAUGUAUCUGAAAUGUUUGUGUAAUUAAAUGAGAUUAUGUUACAUUUUUCCAUUUGUUUUGGAAUACAGUUAACUUUUUGAAUUUC
This is a messenger RNA of Thunnus maccoyii (southern bluefin tuna), 1775 nucleotides long. RefSeq names its product SPG21 abhydrolase domain containing, maspardin (gene spg21). Gene Ontology annotation, cellular component: trans-Golgi network transport vesicle; cytosol. Lineage: Eukaryota; Metazoa; Chordata; Actinopteri; Scombriformes; Scombridae. Gene Ontology annotation, molecular function: CD4 receptor binding. The record is from RefSeq and is a predicted model, not a curated record. The transcript is spliced from 9 exons. Bases 292 to 1227 code for a protein of 311 amino acids.